Molecule: messenger RNA, 543 nt
Organism: Botrytis deweyae
Lineage: Eukaryota; Fungi; Ascomycota; Leotiomycetes; Helotiales; Sclerotiniaceae
Exons: 3
Coding region: 1-543 (180 amino acids)
Source: RefSeq, a predicted model, not a curated record
AUGAACCCGAAGGCCAUAAUGCAUACACGGCUUUCAAUAUUAGCCGAUCAACUCUUUACAAAACCUCCAUCAGCUUGUCGUAAUCAUAGUCUGGCUAGGGGUAUCGAAGAUUUGGCUGCGAAUAUUACCAUCAGCAUAUUCAACGAACCCAAACUUCUUUACUUCUCGAAUUCUACCAACGUCUUCUCGUAUUCCCCGAAAGAUCAUUACCUCUCAUAUGGCAUCGCAUUUUUCUUCAUUUGUCUUAGUACAAUCCUUGGUUUACACGCUUUCUACACUAAUGGUGUUGUUCACAGCACAGCACUGUCGGUCAUUAUAGCCACGACGAGGAACCCGGAUCUCGAUAUUCUUGCCGGUGAGAAUUUGGUAGCUAACGCAUCAUUGAGUAAGAAUAUUAGAAAUGUAAAGUCAAGGUUGGGCGUGAUGAGGGGGGAAAGACCAGGGGAGGAGAGAGUGGCGUUGGUUAGACCCGAAGAAGUGAGGGAAUUGAAAAAGGGAUGGGUUUUGGACCCGGGCGGGCUACUUGCGUGCAAUGUGUUAUAG